Molecule: messenger RNA, 2282 nt
Organism: Oncorhynchus tshawytscha (Chinook salmon)
Lineage: Eukaryota; Metazoa; Chordata; Actinopteri; Salmoniformes; Salmonidae
Exons: 3
Coding region: 205-822 (205 amino acids)
Source: RefSeq, a predicted model, not a curated record
UUGAAAAAGUGUACACGGAAGUGGACAGUGACCAAGACAAAUGACCACGUUAGCGUUUAUAUUGUUAUUUAGCCAUGUAUUGACACCCUGGAACUCAGAAUAUGACUCAUUUAACUGCACACUAUCAUACUUACCCCUGGUAGUCUUCAAUUCGCGUUGUUUAAUUCCUGUUAUCUCUAGGUAACGCUAACUAUUUAGCUGCUAAUGCUAGCUAACUGUAUGAUUUUUCAUACUCAAAUAGCCUCCAUUAUGGAGGUGCUAGCGAAUGCAGCCGUGGCAGAGGUCUGUAAACUGGUAGACUACGACUACGCGGUGUUUCGUUUGGAAAUAACUCAAAGCCAGAAAGAAAACAGUGCAUUGCAGAGGAAACUACAGCUUCUGGAACUGAAGAUGGCACGAGAGCGCGUCUUAGCCAGUCGUUCCAGUAGUGUCAAAAUCCUUGACCGAUACAGAGGAAUGGCAAGAGGUGAAGGACAUCUCACUGGAGGCAACAGGAGCUUUGUGAAGCCAACAGGACACAAUACAUGGAUAGAUGACCAACCAAUCACUGUUGAUGAGGGGAGUGGAACCUCAACUCAGCACGUUAUUGUGAUAGAGUCUGCAAAUGCAGAAGCUGCAGGUCCUGGGGUCAAGCUGGAGAGGUCUGAAGGAGAUGAGGACCCACGACACAGCAGAGACAUCCAGACUGGAGCAGUGCAUGGAGUGGUGCCCCCUGUAGCCCCCGAGGACCUCACCACCGCUGCCUUGCCCCAGGCUAGGACCCGAUCCAGCAUCACGGAGGUCAGUCGAACGCCGUCCUCAAGACAGAGACGGAGACUUUAACUGUAACACAAAGGCUCUUACAUACAGGAUCAGACUCCGAGAGACUGGGCUGUGUUCCUGCUCCAGGCUCAGAGUACUUAAUGGUGUUUCACCAGAGCCAGGGGACAGUUAAUUCCUGUGGAGAUGGUGGUUCGUUAGACACUGGUCGUGAUGAUCCGUCUUGUUCUUACGCUACAGAGGUGGACCCUGACAACAUGCCCUUGGGUUUAGAGACUCAGACAGAUCUGUCUAGAGGGGACUGGAACCGGUACAGUAGUAGUGUAUACUCUGAAGGGUGCCCAGAUAAGAAAGGGGAGGGGAAUUUCUUAAAUUACAGGGGAAAUCUAAAUGUCGCCACCCACUCCCCUUUACACAAGUUCAGGGAUCGCGACCCAGUGUCCACAUCAAUGGCACCUUCCGAUUCACACGGCCGGGUGAUUUUCGAUCAGGUAUUACAUUUAAAUGACAGGGCUAUAGCCCAGGCUUGUGGAGGGGGAGCAACAACGGUCGGGAAAGAGAAACUGGCUAACUGGAAUGCAGACGAGACUCACGUAGGAGAAGGACACUCGCAGGGCAACACUAAUGACUUCUUAGAUUACAGGGAAAGUUUAGAGACAAAUCUAAAUGUUGCAACCCACUCCCCUUUACACCCAGUGUCCACGUCGAUGGCACCUUCCGAUUCACACGGCCAGGUUCUUUUCGAUCAGGUAUUGAACUCAAAAGACCAAAGAGCCAAGGCGCGGAGAGGGGAAGCAACACCGGGCAGUAAAGAGAAGCGGUUCCUCUGCAUGUUCUGUAACAAAGGCUUCAGCUGCCUUUGUAGGUGGAGAUCCACCAGACCAGAGAAGGUGGAGAUCCACCAGAGGGUCCACACAGGGGAGAAACCGUUCAGCUGUGCCCAGUGUCACAUGCGCUUCGCCCAGACUGGUGACCUGAAGAGGCACCAGAGAGUACACACGGGAGAGAAGCCGUUCGCCUGUAUGCACUGCGGGAAGAAGUUCUCCGAGAGGAGCUACCUCAGGAUACACCAGCAGAAAAACCAUUCCACUCAAAUACAUAGAAAGUAACCAUUCCACUCGAUAGCUUCUGAUGUUUAGAUCAAACCCUGCAUUAAAGGCAAAGUUGAAUUUUCAUUGUCGUCAGCAGAAAAGAUCCACAGAUGCAUUUGGAAAAACGAGAGCAACAGAUUAAAGUGUUGAAUAUUCCUGGGUAGAAUAUUGCAUUCAGACAUUGUGUGAUAUAUAAGGCAUAUAUACGCCUAAAAAGUCUUACAUCUUGUUUGCACUGUGUAGGUUAUAUGUUGACAUAACUAUUCAACUACAAAAACAAAUCGUCCUAAAACGCUUUUAAUUAGAAAAUUAUUCCAUUUUAUGCAGUUUAUCAAGUUCAUGAUUUUUAUUUGAGGCAUGUGUAUGUGGUUUUCAUAUGGUGUAUUUAAAACUUGUUCAUCUUUAAUAAACCCAAAAUGGGACUUUUCAGUC